GCCUCACCCACCCACAACUUGUUGAACUUUGGCGGGAAGGAGACCAGCUCUACCUUAAGUGAUAUCUCAUGAAUAUACAACAACAAGAUGGUUAAGUGGGAGGCUCUGGAUGCUGAGUGUGAUGAUGAGACGCGUCAGGCUGAUGACCUUGGUUCAUUAGCUUCCUUAUAUGAGGUGGUCAAGUUAGCUUACCUGCAGCCUAAUGAUGAGGUCAUUGGGUUACCCCAGUUAUAUGGCAGUGCUGCCUGGGGUCAUGUUGCUGUGGUACUUGACUGUACCAUAUUUGUUUUUGGGGAAGGAUGUUCUUCUCUUAUCAUGCAACUGGCUUUAGAUGUCCCCAUAGACCUGGCACUCUGGAUCCCUCAAGGGGAGUUUCUCAUCUUAGGAGACAAUACUGGUGGUGUCCACUGUGUCCAUGUGCAGUCACAGAGAGUCUUGAUCACUAAACAUCUGCCACUGAAGACGACUGGUGUUAGGCUCUUUGUUGGGGGAGAGUGCAGGCAGUCAGAGGAUGGUAUGGUGUCAGCCUCCCUGGUCACUACCCACGGUGAAGUCGUCAGAUGGGAAAACAUUGAUUCAGAGGCUGUGUGUGACAGUCUACGUGUGGGUGAUAAAGAAAACCUGAAAGCUCUUGAGGCACAGAUGACCCUUGCAGUUGAUGAUAUUGAUCUGGGCGGUUCAGAGGUAACAACUGCAGAAUGCAUUAAUGAUAAUUCCUGGGUCUGGUGUGGUGGCAAGUUGGGGCCAACAUUGUGGAUCUCUUCAAGCCUCCAUGAUCCUUCUCAGUCACUUACCUGGCAGUUCCCACACAACCCAGACUGCUUUCGGGUCAUCCCGGUGUUUGACAGUAGAUACGUCGUGACAUUGGACUCUGCAGGUAAACUUACAGUGCUUUGUGGUGUAACUGGAAUAACUGUGUGGGAAGUGGGGAGUGAUGAGCCGCCAGUGCUGGACGUAUCACUCCUCCAGGGCGAUGACCAUAAUAUCCAGCUCCUCCUCCUGCUCAGAAACCCCGACUCUGGCGGUUGUUUGCUCCGUAUUGUGUCUUUUCCAGGAUUUGUGACCGUUUAUGAGUUGAGUGUUAACAGGGAUACAAAUCUGGUAAAGAUUGGAGAAGGAGCAGAGUCCAUACUGUUCUUAGAGCCAGACAUGAGCCCUGUGACCUGUGUUACUUCAAGCCUUAAACUUAAAAGCAUAGUGGAUGGUGUUCCUGAAGCAAGACUGGCCAAACUCUUGAUGAAGCGCAAAUUCAAGGAGGCUGAGGAUUUUUGUGGCAGAUUUAGGUUGAACAUCCAGGACGUCCAUAAGGCCCGGGCCAAGUUUUUGUGUGACAUGAUGAACCCCUGGAUCACCUCGGCUCAAAAUAUGUCUGUGAUUGAGAUUGAAGGAAGUGGAAGACAAACUGAAGAGCUGUUGGCAACACUAGGAAAGAUCCAGGAUUCAGAAUUUGUGACUUCACUCUGCAUUCAGGCUUCUUUACCUGACUUGGUUACUACGAAGAUGGUUCUCAACUAUGCAAAAGGACGACUUGUAAAUUCAAUUAAGUCAGAAGAAGGUGACCAGUUGAGCAAUCUGAUGCAGCGAGUGAGUGAGACCACCUACCGUCUCCAGACAUUUGAGAACAUCUUUCCGUCCUCAGAUAUUCAGCACUGGCUUGUCUUCUCCUCCUCAGAUAUGCUGGUGGAGUUUGUUGAACACUUGGGCAGGGGGAACUUGGAUUCUGCAUCAACGUUGUGGCAUCGACAUCAGUACGAGUUUAGCCACCAGGUAGACCAACUGUGUGUUUCUCAGAUCUUGGAUGCAUUUCCGCAUAAUGUACCUUCAUCAGUACUCUGCAACUGGCUGCCAAAGAAUGUGCUAUCUGACUUGGUGAAGUUCUGUCCCAGCUCAAUGGAGAUCAUUGCCACCUGGGGAGACAACAGAGUCAAGAGGCUGGAAGUCCUGGAGAGAAGUGCUUGGCCUUCCAAUGGACUAACACUUGCCAAUACCAUUAUAUCAGUGUUAGAAAAUGUGGCUGCUGACUUCCAGGCGGGUGGCAACAUUGAAGUACAGAUGGCAGUGCACGUUGCUCAGUGGAAGGCUCACUCCCCAUCUUCUGCUCUGUACCACCUUCGACAAACAGCUCUUGCACUUCAGGAUCUGCAACUCCUAGCAAAUAAAUUUAGAAUCAAGAUAGAAUUCAAUCAGUAUAUACAGGCAAGUACUGAAAACAAAGAGGCAGUUGUAGCAGCUUUACUGGACUGGUUAGUGUGUGGUGAAGAAGUCUCCCCCUUAAUGGAUGACUUUGUACGGUCAUACUUGAUACGUCAUGAGCUGGAUUAUGAUGGUACUCUGGCACGCUAUGUUCUGGACACUUUGGCCUCUGCUUUCCAAGAUUGGUGGGCCUGGCAAGAGGCACCAUGGGAAGAUAAGCUGUAUGCUGUCAUAAAUAUUAUGUCUGAUGCUCAGAUUCGUGCCCAGUGUAUUGUGGAGUGUGUACGUGUUGCUCCUGUACCAUGGAGUGAGGGAACACAUGCCAUGUGUAAGCUGGGACUAUCCCUCAAUACCUCUCUUAGUACUCAACUUGAGGAUCAGAGGCGCUUAGUAGAUCUAAAGUUGGUAUUACGAAGAUAUUCUCUCCAUCUUACCAAAAUUGAUGAUCCACGGAAUUCUGUGAUGAUGUUACAAAAUAUUUUAUCCCAUGAUGAAAAGGAAGCCAUGGAUGAUGCACUAUGUGUGGUUGCAACGUACAAACAUCUCUCUCGUGUUGAUGCGUAUUUUACCCGGGCCAUUUAUCUUCUGAACACGAGAAAUGUGGAGGGAGUGAAGACGCUUCUCCACGGAUUAAAGGACUCUCUACAAAAGCAGACUUGUCAGAAGUUGAUUAUUUACUUCACUCAAAAACUUUUAUUUUCUCCAAGUGGUCAGAAGGAACAGGAGUCUUAUAAAGCUGUGACUGGGGGUAUGGUGGCCCUUGAAAGUAUCUUAAAGAAAUGGCACCAUAAGACUGGCACUCCAUCUGAUGAAGAUUUUUUCACAACUAUUCACAAUCUUCACACCAUGCAGGAAAAGUAUGAUAUUUACCCAACACUGAGGGAGCUGGAAGACAAAACCUGUUGCUAUAAAAUUCUUAAGGAUAAAGUAAGUGAUUGGUACAAGGAAUAUGGCCUUGUAUGGGAUACUGAAGAGCAAGCCAUAGACACCAGAAGUUGUGACCCAGUAGUGACAGACACCAAAAGGCCUGAUGUCAACAAGGAAGAGAAAGACACCAGUAGAGGGUUAAACCAUAUGCAGCAGCUUGCCUUCCUCUUAGAUGUACCCAGAGGUGAUUUAUUUUCCCUCUUGGCAUCAUUAGCUGCUAAGAACGGUAAAUUGAAAGAAGCCGUUCAUGUGUGUAGAGAGAUCAUAGCAGAUCCAACUGUGUUAGAUUGCACUGAAGUUGGAUAUGAGAUAGUCAAGCUAUUGGUUGAACAACUAAACAUAGAAUUAAUAAGUCACAAUGAAUCUUCAUCCCCGAAUUCCACUGCGUUGCAAGAGAGGACUGCCAGCGUCAAGUCCCGGGCUGACCUUAUCGGUGUUAUUCAUGAAAUUGUGGGUUUAGCCUUGACAUCUGCACAUCCAGACCUUCUGGAACCAUUGCUGGAAUUGGGAACAUGGUGCCAGCUGGGCCAGACUUUAUAUUCUCAGUGCCAUGUAGAAAGUAUUUAUACCAAGUCCAGUGCUGUAGAGAGUUGUAAUCCCUACAGUAUCUGGAAGUUCAGUCCUUUGUUCCAUGAUGCUAGUAUGCCUAUAGAAGAUGGCUUAGUCACUUCAUUAAUGACACACUCCAUGGAGGCCUGUUUGAAUUCCCAGCUUCCUCAGGCUAGAACUUUGUCUCUCCCUUAUCUAGGCAACGGAGAGAAGGGAGCAUAUUUGUUGGAGAACGGUUCUUUAAAUAACAGCUUACAGGACCUCAUUAGUCAUCUUCGUGAACGUGGUCAGGACUUACUUGCUCUUAACUUGAGUUUGCUGCUGUUUCAGAACCACAUUAUAUCGGGUACCCAAUCACUAGUGGCAGGAUGCUUACCUGACUGGCAACAGGUGUUUACUAUACUGUUAAAAGUUAUUGGUAGUACAAGGCCAGAUGUCAUUCUGGCUGUCAGCCUGCUUGUACUCCUAACUAAAAAGGAUGCUUUGAAAGUACAAAAUGAGCUCAUUAAAAGAUUUGGAAUUGAUUAUACCCGGCUCAUUUCUGUUGCUACUGUAGGAAGAGACUAUUGCACAUUACAUAAAUUAACAGAGGUCAAGGAACAAUUUGAUUUGUUGCUAAAGAGAGUUCUUUGGGGAAAGCGUUUGGGUGAUAUGAACGUGUCCUUCAAGGAAGCCUUCAAAGGAGAUGUUACAGCUCUGAAAAAAGUUAUGGUUGACUUUGUGUCACAUUCAGAGUGUUCUUUCUCCCUGUUGUAUGAUUAUUGUAAAGAUUUCAAUUUAGACGUGACUGAUGCUUUACUUCUCUACCUGAGGACCACACUACAAUCUUGGACGCCGGAGGUGCCCAGUGAAGAGUUUCCGUCGGGUGGAAUAAUUAAAGUUGAACCUCCACGUACUGUGAUAUCUAAGUGCCAGACUAUUAUUGCCGAGAUUAGCAACAAGACCCUGUUGUAUAAGAUGCUUCAAACAAAGCUAAAUUUGCUCAGUCCUUACAACUAUGAACUAAUUGAACUUGUAGUACAACAACUAAUACUCCUUGAGCAAGAUUCUCAGGAAUUAAGUUUAUUGAAGCGUGGAUUAGAUGUGAUCAAUUUCCUUGGAGUGUACAUAAGGCAGGCUCCUCCAAGUGAUUUUGAGGUGGAUGAAUGGGUCUCAUCCCAUCCUCAAAGUCUGGGACCUCCUGAUAUAUCUAAACACCGUCUUCCUUUUCAUGAGCUCUUUAGGCGAAGCAAAUAUCUGAUGAAAAUAAUUGAACCAGAACUAAAUGUAUCGACUGUAGAUACAUGGCUUCAAGCUUCUCAUACCUUAAAAUUAAACCCAGAUCAGUUGUGUCUGAUAGCCACUCAGAAUACUGUCUCCAAAGCUUUAGAACGAGAAUCUCCUGAAAAAUCAGAGGUCAGUACUGGAGCUUCAGAGUCAAACAAUCUGAAAAACUCCCCAUGGCAGGUGUGCAGUAGCAACAGUGCUCUGUUAACGUGUGUCCGUAGAGUGGUGAGCAAAAUACAACAUGGCGAAUUGGCAACUGCCUGUGCCAACUGGGUCGUUAAUAGACUUCCUCCGGGGGCUGAUAAAGUGGAAGCGGCCGAGAAGAGUAAACUUCUGGCUAAACAGUGGCAAGAAAACAGUCCAGAUCCUAAGGCAGCCGAGGCCUAUUUACGCAUGAGUAAUCGAUACGAACAGCUGGCUAUCGAGCAUGCGUUACAUAAGCAUUCUCUGGGUGAACCCCAGUACCUGGCACUAACUCGCACGCCGGUGGAACUCGUCUUUGCCCUAUACCAACAUCCCUCCUUGGACUCCUUAGCAACUCUUGGUACUCACACCAUGCCGGACAUCAAUGGCUGUGUCUCGGAUAUCUGCAGCAUUACUGACUGUAAUCAAGUGUUGAUUCAGCUGGAUUUAGUGGAGAAGUGGCUCCCACCACCAGAGGAUGAUCACGGACUUGGGUCAGAGGAGACAGUCACCAAUUUCAAGAUUGCUCUGGAUCCUUCCUCAGCCAUUGAUGAAGACCCUGCUGAUGAUGCUUCACUCUCAAGAGUGAUAUAUCUUCUGCGAUGCUGCCCCCAAAAUGAAGCUGUGAGCUACCUUCUGAACCGAGCCCUGAGUGAGGACACAAGCUUUUCUGCCGCCUACCGUCUUAGGGCGCUGCGUUGUGUGCUAGCUAUCGCUGAUGAAGACACAAUCCGGAAAUAUUGUCCCAAGGGCAUUGCCUCCAUAAGGUCAUACCUGCAGACCAUGACAUAUGUGAGUCGCCUGGAAGCACUGGGCCAUGCUACAAAUGAGAAGCAAUUCAACAGUAUUGACAAGAGUUUAUUAGUAGAGGGACUUUGGCGAUCACAACGGCAUAAUCCGAUGGCACUAACACUCCUCACUGACCUCUGCCAUGACUACAAGGUGACCACAGCAUCACUAUGGGGUGCAGUUCUUACUCAGCUCACAAAUUUUGUAAAGUUAGGUCAGAUGGAUAUUGCAGUACUGGAACGAGUGUUAAUCCAAGUGAAGACACUGCCACAUCUUUGGGUUGUUCCGGCUCUCACUACAGCAUGGAUCACUCUUAUCAACUAUCCUUUUACUAAAGCAAGUCACCCCAUUAGUGAAAACAGCUUGGCAUCAUGUUUACGUAGUGUGGACUUGCUCCUACGACACUGUCCUGUUAUUGUCCCUACUGCACCUCUGCUGAAGCACUGUGCCAACCUUCACCUACCCCUCCUGGCUCUGUCCAUUGCUGCAGCAGACCAAGUAGAGUCUCAUGACCUGCAGGCUUUAAUUGACAAAACUCCAAUUGCCACCCUUAAGAGUGACUACCAGAAACUGAAGUCCACAUUUGCAUUCCAGAGGAGUGUUGAGGAUGUGAUGGAAAGUCUUCAAUAGAACUGUCAACAAAUACACAGUGGUCCUAACAUGAUUCUUUCCAUUGAUCUGUAAAGGAAUAAUGGUUUUGUUUUGUACUUGCAAUAAAAAUCAUUAAAUCUAUAAAAUAAUUGAUAUAGAACCAAGGGUGUUUUCAGGAUGGCAAUAAUUACAUAGAUUUGUCCCGACUGGAUAAAGUAGUGGUUAUGGGGGGUCACCUACAGGUAAUGUUGUAUUUCUCACAAAACUCCAUGCAAGAAUGUCAUUUGUUUAGUCAUCUGGGUAAUGGUGUCAUAUUCCCAGUGUUUAUUAUUUGAUUUAUCUCUAUCCUGGACAAAGAUCCCUCAUGAUAUAUAUAUAUUGUAUUACUUCUCUUUCUCUCCUCCUGUAUAACACUAUUUGGCAGGAACUGGGUUAGUGGUGUUACAGCAUAUUCAGAGCUAAAUGUUAGUUGGUGAUAUUUUGGUCUGCCUAGUGCUUCUCCAGUCAUCAUAACCUGUUCAAGGAAGCUGCUCCUUACAUCUGACAUAUCCAUCAGUUAAGUGGUUUGUAGUCUUAACUUAAAUAACUUGAAAUUAUGACAUCUGGUAUUUUAUGUUUACUUGACUGUACUGGUCAAGUAGCAUUACAUAGGCAUACUUAUUAUAAUGAAAAUUGUUAGGAGAAAAUUUUUACUGAUAUAUUUUUUUUUUCUUUUUAAACAGUUCAAAAGUUUCACACACAAUCUUAAGUAUUUAGUUAUUUAUUUCAUAUUUGGGUGAAUAUUUAGACUACAAGUGUCUGUAAUUCCUACUUGCAUUAUUUGGUCUAAUAAACUUGUGUUCACUAAUGUUAUUUGACUUGCUUUAACACUUUUGAAGAACAUAGUUUGAUGUAUAGUAUAGUGAGAUAUACCUGUACAGUAUUAAGAUUUGUCAAGAGAAUUAUCAUUUUAAAAAUGACAAAACACAAUUUUUCCUCACACUGGAAAUUAGAAGGUUUAAUUAUGUCCAAAACAACAGAAAAACUCUAAAAAUCAAAAUGGAAAAAUUACAGGAGGCGAGUAAUUGGGGUUGCAAAAGGAACUUAAUUUUUCCACGAGUUAUUAGGACAAAUGAUGACUAAAAUAACCUUUACCCAGAUCCUUAAUUGUACUCUAUGUCAGACAAUGGUAUACAGUAGACCCUUGCCAUUCUCAGGUUUGUGAUUCACGAUUUCGAUAAUUUGCGGUUACUCGAUUUUUAUGAUACAGAAGUCUUUCCUUAACACAAUGUCUUCCAAAAAUAACAUGUAAUUCUCACUGAAUUUUGCAUCCGUGCCCAAACCUUUAUAUAUAACCGUCACAUCAGGUUAAAUCUCCAUAAACAAGUGUUAAACACGAUGAGAUUAUCCUUACUGUGAUGGACAAAACUAUUAUUUAUUAAUAUUUUGAACAGCGAGUCUUUGAAAAUUGUGGACACGAGGAACAGGGGAUUAAAGAGAUGACCGGCAAGCACUAGACAGGUCAGAAUAUCAUGAACUAAUACAAGCUAGUGAAUGUUUAAUAGAUACUCAAUAUCUAUGUAUGUAUUUGUCCAAUAUGUUGACUUUGUAAGAGGACGUAUUCUUCAAGUACUUUAUCGUAUUUUUAAAAACUAUUGUAUAAAAUAUUUUUUUUCUUGUCAUUACAAACUUCAUGAAGAC
Messenger RNA from Homarus americanus (American lobster), 8178 nucleotides. RefSeq names its product kinetochore-associated protein 1-like (gene rod). NCBI's taxonomy places the organism in Eukaryota, Metazoa, Arthropoda, Malacostraca, Decapoda, Nephropidae. The transcript is spliced from 30 exons. Gene Ontology annotation, cellular component: kinetochore microtubule; RZZ complex; cytoplasm. Gene Ontology annotation, molecular function: small GTPase binding. The coding region runs from base 88 to 6537 and encodes 2149 amino acids. The record is from RefSeq and is a predicted model, not a curated record. Gene Ontology annotation, biological process: mitotic sister chromatid segregation; protein localization to kinetochore involved in kinetochore assembly; mitotic spindle assembly checkpoint signaling.